Molecule: messenger RNA, 954 nt
Organism: Rotaria sp. Silwood1
Lineage: Eukaryota; Metazoa; Rotifera; Eurotatoria; Philodinida; Philodinidae
Source: the annotation of a GenBank genome assembly
AUGGAAACUAACUAUCAUCAAUAUCAAGGUGGUGUUCAAAAAGAUGUAACAAAUAAACGAUCUUCGAGUUACAAUUUAUACAAUCAGCAGAUAAAUUUGCAAGAAGCUUCCAAUAUCGAAUCAGGUCAUGAUAUUAGUAGUGGCGUACAACAAGAAUACAUUAUGAAUGAAUUGGCAAACGAUGAAGCAUUGCUAAAUGAUUUCUUACUAUUUCGUGAACAACAGGCACAAUAUCGGAUUCGAGAAAUUAGUCACAAUUUAAUUCCGUACUAUGAAAACGUUCAGUCAAAUAAACAAAUAAUUCACAAACAAUUAAAUCAAUCUACAAAGUUGCAAUCAAAAGUACAAAUACAACCAGAUGCAUCAACGCCAAACAAACGUAGAUUGAAUGAUAGUGUUGGGUCAGGAGGAUUACCAACAUCGAAGCAACAACGAUCUGGAAAUAAACGAUUUCAAGAGGAUGAAAUAAUAUUAGAUGCAACAGGCGAUAAUCAACAGGUAGAUCCAACAUCAAAAUACAUUAAACAACACAAGGUUUCUUUCGAUCAAGUGAAACGAGCUGUUUCGAGCAAUCUACAAUGCUUCUAUAUAUCAUUCCACCCAACAAAUGAAGAUCAAAAAGUACCAUCAGGUUUCAAUGCAGCGGAUCAAGUUUUUGAAUAUCUAAAACAGCAAAAUGUACAAAUUCAUAGAUUUAGUUUUGUAGGAUGGGCAGGAGCAAAACUUAAAUUGGGAGUAAAUGGCAAAGAAGACUAUAUUAAUCUUGUAUUAACCGAAAAAUGGCCUACCAGUAUAAUGAAUAUACCUAUAACAAUCGAAAAACCAAAGUUUAUUUCCGAUUGUUUUGCAUUAGUCAUCAGAUAUAUAUCUCGCGGUAUGGAUUAUGAAUUUGUAAAAGAAGAAAUAUCACGAUCAAUCGCAUUAUUUGUAAAUCUAAAGAAGAUUCAAUAUUGA